AUGGAGACGGCAAAGCAAGAAGGCUCAGUGUUCAACAGCUCCAAGUGCUCAAUCAAGAAAGAAGCUAUCAACUUCUUUGGCUCCAAGUGCACUAGAUCAGAUAUCUACUCAGAUCCUAGCAAGGUAGAAGCCAACACAUUACCCAACCUGAAAUGUGCAGUAUCAUCAGGUGCAUGCCUACAGUUCUAUGACCCAGAGAGAGAGGCCUGUCGAGAUGGAUACAUCAAUGAAAGAUCUAGGAGCAUGCCUUGCUUCAGGAUGUAUUGGUCGUAUAGAGAUAACAUCGGAUUAUCACAUGGAAUACUCUUCACGGGAAGUCAAGUCAUCGUACCGAAGUCACUGAGGAAUGAUAUCCUUGGACAGCUUCACCUAGGACACAUGGGAAUCGAAAUCCAAGUUGAAGUAUACUCGUCUACGACUUAUUUCUCAUUCGUCAAAAGAAUCGAAAGGUUCAUCAUUCGUAUCCAUUCUCCAUCUCACUAUUAUCUACAGACUCAUCUCUGUCAUCAGUUGGUUUCCUACUUAUUGGCUGAUCAGUUGGAUAAUCGCAUAUCCCCAUCGCUUCGCAACAAACAUUACCUGUCUUUUUAUUAUUUUCUGCAUCAUCAAUUCUGGCUUUUAUCUGCGAUCCUGGAAUCUCCGGAGAAGAUUUCUUCCACUAAGAGGUUUUGCCGUGGGUGGUUCCCGAUGGAGAGUAAACUGUAUCCGUCUUCAUGCCCUUUAUACCUUAUGAUUAUCGUCGUCGUCAUCUCGAUCGGUCCACACUGCGUCAUCGCCGACUUCCAAUGCAUCCGAUCACAGUGUUUUAAUGGUGCACCUACCUUCGAAAAUGCCUUACGACUCAAGAUGGACACGGUUGAAUCUGCGCUUCGUCAGUGCUUCCCAUCGUUUAGCUUCACGCCAGGCGUGAGCGACGCUCAAAUCGCCGACGCCAUUGGUCACCUCAGGAAAUGCAACCGGCAUGCAGCGACCAACCUGUCUAGAUUGGUACAGUCAUAUCACACAGACUUAGUCUCUGGCUGGCAGAGUUGCUGCAACACCCAAUUUUUAGGCAGAAGACGGCGACGACGAAGCCAGGUUGUUGACGGCGACGCUGAAAUUAUUUUGCAGGAGGGUCGUGAAAAGAGGAGAGCGAGCCUCUUCAGACGGCUUGCAGACCUGGUGGCGAGUCAGUCACGAAGAUUGCUUGAUGAUUGAACAAUAUAAAGAUGGACUAGAACGAUUAAACCUUGUCGUAUUGUGAUUGUGAAUAUUUUUUUUUUGAAAGGAGAGGCCAUACCACACUGCAAAAACUCCGGUGUUGAUUUAACACCAGCCCGGAAUCUAUAUAUUAUGUCCACACCAGAGAAGUAUUGAAACAACACCAGUUUGGAAUCAAACCGAUGCUGUUUUAAUACUAAUUGGUGUUGUAUAAACACCUUUCUGGUGUUAGACCAAAACGAAACUGGUGUUGUUUAAUACUUCUCUGGUGUGGACAUAUAGAUUCCGGUCUGGUGUUAAAUCAACACCGGAGUUUUUGCAGUGCAUAGAUACACUAUACAUUUUGUGUUGAACUGUGAUUGUUUACAAAUUAAAUUUUCAGGUUUUUGUCGAUAUUUUUCCGUCUUUGGUUUCAACAUAAAACCUUGAUGCUAAUGUCAAUGAAACCUAGUUCUACAUGCUUUUCCUUGUGUCGAUCAGGCAGGCCGCCAUUUUGGUCACAAAAAAGCCACGAGAUCCAUCACUGAGCAUCUUUGUAUAUUUUGUUUCCUUGAUAGUUAGACUUGCCAUUGAAGUUUAAUGCACAACAGGCAAAGUUUUCUGCUCAGCGUAGCUUAAUAAUGAUAUGUCUAACUAAAAACAAGACCAUGCAUCAUUAUUGUGAUUUUGAUUACUGAUGCUUGGUUCACAGAAGGGAUUUUACGUAGUAUUCAAGCCUCUCCCCUUCCCUAUAAAAAGGGAAAUGAUGAUCAUGUGCAAUUCAGACUUGAUAACGAGUCAAAACUGUUUCAAAGUAUAAAUUCAGCGAAAACACUUCAGGAUAGAAAAUGACAAAUUCCCCUCUAUUUCUCCACCCUGACACUACGCUGCUCUUGCUCAUCAAAUGAUACUCAAGAUGGUUUUCCAUACCAAUCACCAAAUCUCCUUGUUUUUUUUCUUCUCCAUUUUAAUGACUACUGAAUUAUGAUAUGUGAUAUAUAUAUAUAUAUAUAUAUAUAUAUAUAUAUAUUAAUAUAUAUAUAUAUAUAUAUAUAUAUAUAUAUAUAUAUAGCAAUGAACAAUGAUAUUCCUAAUGGAUGGAUGUCAAAAUAUUCAAAUACAUCUUUGCUUCAUACGAGAAUAGGUGAAAUCUCCAUUUUAUAUCACAUACUAAUGGGAAAUCGGUCACAAAUUGCCACCAAUAAAACCAGACAUGACAGAGGUGUGACAGAAACGAUUUGCAAAGAAACCAAACUCAAAUAAGAAUCUGCACCCCUUCUUAUCAAUGUCGCCGUCAUCCCAACGAAACCCACUCCACACCAACUAAUGUUAUACAAAUGAAUAUAAUGUACUAGUUUUUAAAUUAGUAAUUAGUAAUUCCGUUCAAUUAUGCGCAGAAGAUAUGGCUAAUUUCAAAACUUAUUUUAUCUCAUCCAUUCAGGCCUACACCUAGUGUUAUGAAGAUUGAUUAUCUGUUGUGUCAAAUUCCAAAUAGUUUUACUAUUAAAUGCUGUGCAGUCACAUCGACGAAACCGACUCAAGAUUGACCAAUGGAAUCACGUUAUUUCCAUUGACGUCAUCUUGGUAUCCGUUUCGUUGGUGCGACUAUAGCAUAAGUUAGAACACAUCGUGUUGACAUUUUGGUAGUUAGGUCUACAUCUUAUAGACAUCAUCACUGAUUAUAGCCUUUGAUAAUAAACUGUGUCAACUUAUUAUUAAAAUAACCUUUGAAUCAUUCAACUAUCGAUGCUUUAAAUAUAUUAGAUUGAACCCAACCUCCAUAACGCGACAUUUAUAAUAUUAAGUUUUCUUGUGCAUGCAUGGCGUCUCAUAGACUACUGACACUUUGUCUUUGCCAGCUGUCUUCGGAUAUCGAUUUCUUACUCUAAAUAAGUCUCAUUCAAAAUGAAGAAUCCAUUCAUAUUGUUCUACAUUAUGAUUAUAUUAGCACCCUAUUUCGUAGAAUAUUUAGACGCUUUUAUGCCCCAAGUUGUCUUGGAAAGCGUGAGAGAACAUAACAAUGUCGCAUGUACGUAAUGGGAUAUGUUAUAAAUCAAGGCGUGUUAGGCAUCAAAAGCAGACGAUUUGUGUCAAGCAAACUGACAAUCACAACAAAAUGUUGAUUCGGCUAUCUUGUCUUGCUUCAAUUACGGCGGAAAAAUGGAUUCGUUUUCACCAGAUUUAAAUCGGGGAGGAACAAAAUUGAUGAAUUUUCAUGUGCAUGCAUGCUCAUGAUAUUUUCAGUUUAGACAUGAUAUUCUGACAUUUGAAUAAUUAUGUCUGUUUCUGAUGUCCCGCCACGCCCACUCCCAAUCAGCUCCCCUGCUCAUUUGUUAUAGACAUUGGUGUAAUGUUCAUUGAAAUUAAUUCGUUGUAGUUUCUUUAAACGGUAGUGUCGUUAAUUCAAUAAAAAGGAUAACAAUAAUUAAAUUUAAAAGAGUGAUAUAUUAUAUACAAUGUGCUAUGUAUAUAUCAGGGAUAUAAUGUA
This is a messenger RNA of Lytechinus pictus (painted urchin), 3667 nucleotides long. RefSeq lists its product as uncharacterized. The record is from RefSeq and is a predicted model, not a curated record. Lineage: Eukaryota; Metazoa; Echinodermata; Echinoidea; Temnopleuroida; Toxopneustidae. The transcript has 5 exons. The coding region runs from base 1 to 1197 and encodes 398 amino acids.